Trichophyton benhamiae CBS 112371 is the source of this 861-nucleotide messenger RNA. RefSeq lists its product as uncharacterized. The transcript has a single exon. Lineage: Eukaryota; Fungi; Ascomycota; Eurotiomycetes; Onygenales; Arthrodermataceae. The record is from RefSeq and is a predicted model, not a curated record. Bases 1 to 861 code for a protein of 286 amino acids.
AUGUUUACGGCUGCUAUAACGAUAGUUGUGGGGUGGCUGCUGUGGUUCCUCCCGGCCAGCUUCAUCCAGCGUGCCCCUCAAGACUGGCUCAUCAGUAUUUCGCACCGCCUGAAGCAUAGCCGAAAAAUCAAUGAUUCAAAUUGGGGCGACCCUGUUGUCCGGAUCACUCGUAAUAUCGUCGUCAAGUACGGCCCCGGUGUCUCUCCCGGCGAAGCGGCGACUCAAGAAUAUGCCUAUCAACACCUCGAUCCCAAGAUCGUUCAGGUCCCGAGAGUGUAUCGCUAUUUCCAGCACCGUGAAUCUCUGGAUGCCAAGUUGAACGGCUACCUCUUCAUGGAAUAUAUACCCGGCCAAAAUCUGAAAACUCGGAACAACAUUGGCUCAGACAGUGAGAUCACAAGGAAACUGAUCAAGAUAAUUGCCCACCUAGGGCAGAUAGCCGGGGGAAGUGUGCCUGGCCCUGUUGGCGGCGGCAUACCCCGAGGGACUCUGUGGGGGGAUGGUGGCGCCAAAAGGGAGUUCCGGUCCCUAGAAGACGUGAAUGACUGGGUCAACAAGCGGAUUGAGCCAAUUGACGAGACCGUUGACCUGACGCCCUACCCGCUUGUUCUUUGCCAUAUGGAUCUAUGCCGUCGGAACAUGGUACUGAAAAAAGACGAGUCGAUAUGUCUGCUUGACUGGGGCUAUGCUGGAUUCUAUCCGCGGUUCUAUGAAAUGGCAGCCAUAAGGUGCGGCAAUGAUCAUUAUAACACUCCCCUAUUUGAAGCUACUUCCAAGGCAAUCCCUUUGACAGAGGAAGAGCUUCGGUGCAUGGAUUUGGUUAUCAGGGCCCCCGAUGCCAGCUUCCAAUGGACCUUGUAA